AUGUGCAGCGUGGAUCUACGCAGGCGCGUGUUGCCCGCGUGCAAGGCCAGGCCACCGCGGCACCCCGACCACGUGGGCGACGACCCCACCUGCCAGUGGGAGACUCCCGUGCUGACUUUCCCGCUCACCUACGUUGGCGGAGGGGAGGGGGACUCCAGCAACGCGCUGGGCGAGAACGUCGGCAGCGUGCGCAUCUCCUUCGGCGUCAGCGUGGACCCGUCCACCAUCCUAAGGGCCGCGGAGGAGGCCGAGAGGCCACUGUUGCACCGGAAGGCGGACCAGGUGAAGCAGUGGAUCGAGAAGCCCGUGCGUUGGGUCGCAGAGGCGAGCAUGGCGGCCGGCUGCCAGAUUGACGGGGACGGCUGCCGCCAGAGCCGGAGCUUCUGCGGGGCGUUCGAGGCCGAGCGCCCCGCCGAGGGCGCCCCCGUGGUGCGGGCGCCCGACCUGGACAGGGACGGCUGGGUGAAGCACCAGGGCCCCAACGGCCGCGUCUUCUGGCACCACAUCGAGGCCGUCGGGGCGGCCUCCGCCGCGGGCGGCGCCGCCGCCGGGCGGGGCCCGCCGUGCGCGGCGGCCGCGGGCGGCGGCGGGCUGUCGGCCUCCACCCGCGGCGGCGCCGCCCCGCAGGUCGCCCCGAUCGGGGCGCCGCCGGUUUACGUCCAGAGGGCGGCUGGCGGCACUCCUGCGCGCCUGGCGAUGCCCGCGGGCGCGCCGGCGCAGGCCCCCGCAAGGGCCGCCGGCGCGCGGGUCGCGUACGCUGCGCCAGGCGGCUACGUGGGUCGUCCCCGCGUGCUGCUUCCCGUUCCCAGGCCAGGGUGAGCACCAGUACGUGGUGCUUCCAGUGCCUGCGGCCCGCCGUCCUCCCGAAAGUCUCGACGUUCCGCACAUCCACACAGGGGUUGGAACGAAGUCGCUCAGCAACCUGCGCCCUGAGAAGCUGCUGGGAUGCCAAGAGGCAUUGGCGCGCAGGUGGAUGACAGGCUGCGGCGAUGAGUGACUGCGCGUGCCAUGAGCGCGA
Molecule: messenger RNA, 1018 nt
Organism: Prorocentrum cordatum
Lineage: Eukaryota; Dinophyceae; Prorocentrales; Prorocentraceae
Source: the annotation of a GenBank genome assembly